Messenger RNA from Acyrthosiphon pisum (pea aphid), 699 nucleotides. RefSeq lists its product as uncharacterized. The record is from RefSeq and is a predicted model, not a curated record. NCBI's taxonomy places the organism in Eukaryota, Metazoa, Arthropoda, Insecta, Hemiptera, Aphididae. Bases 1 to 699 code for a protein of 232 amino acids. The transcript has a single exon.
AUGGACGACACAUAUUUAGACGUCACGGCUGGAUACAUCGAUGAUUGUAAAAUAACACAAAUUGAUUAUCAUUCUUUUUUACCGUAUUCAACAUCAGCUCUUUCUAAUAAUGAUGAGGUGCGUAUUGCUUUACAUAACACAGAGUCUUAUACUUCACCGUGCGAGAGUUAUAUUUACAUCGAGGGAACAAUAACCAAACCUACAGAAAUAACUGACGAGAUUAGAUUUAUAAACAACGGACUGGCAUUUCUUUUCUCUGAAAUGAAAUAUGAAAUAAACGGAAAUCAAAUUCAGAAACUCAUCAAUCCGGGUAUAUCGACCACAUUAAAAGAAUAUUGUUCGUACAAUAAAACAAAUAUUUCCUCACACCAAAACGCUGCCUGGGAUAGUGAUUUUAAAAAUGUUAAUAAAGAUUUUAUUGAUAGCGGUAAUUUUAACGGAUGUAUUAAUCUUAAACAUUUGUUUGGUUUUUGCGAAGAUUAUAAACGCAUUUUAAUAAACUGUAACCAACAACUCAUAUUAAAUAGAGCUUCGAUUGAUAUGAAUGCAAUCAAACAGUAUAAAAAUAAUGAAGCUGUCGUAGACGCUCCUAAACUAAAAGACGUUAAAAUAAACAUAACAAAAAUAUUGUGGCGGAUGCCUAUAGUGAGAGUUAGCGAUAGAGAAAAAGAAAUAUGUCAUAAUCGGUUUUCAAACUGA